Messenger RNA from Lotus japonicus, 1196 nucleotides. Its product is annotated as protein E6-like. The record is from RefSeq and is a predicted model, not a curated record. The transcript has a single exon. NCBI's taxonomy places the organism in Eukaryota, Viridiplantae, Streptophyta, Magnoliopsida, Fabales, Fabaceae. Bases 64 to 942 code for a protein of 292 amino acids.
CUUCUCAUAUGUCAUCAGCGUACUUACUCCAGACCAAUUCCCCCUUCCUCUGUUCUGUUCUCUAUGGCUCCCUUUUCAAACUAUAUCUCUUUCCUUUUCUUCACAGCCCUUCUCUUGCCUCUACAAAUCAUUGCCAGAGAAAGCCAAUUCUUCAGCAAAGUCACCCAUUUCAACAACAACAACAAUGUCAAAGAGGCAGAACUUCCCAAUCCCAACAAAGAUGAGCAAGUAACAAACAAGCCAGAGCAACAACCAGCUUUCAUCCCUGAAACUGAAAACAGCUAUGGCUUAUAUGGCCAUGAUGAUGAGUCUGCUCAGCUCCCUUCCCCCACCACCACUACAAAUCAGCCACUCAACACAGAGUUUGAGGACACAAGCAAGUACCCAAACAACAAGCACUCCAAUUACUACAACAAUGAUGCCUACAACACCAGACUCUACAACAAGGAUGCUUUGGGAAAUGACCAAAAUGAGUUGACCUACACAAAGGAAGGAAGAGGUGGUUACAACACCCCUCACAUCGGAAAUAACCAAAAUGAGUUGAGCUACUCAGAGGAAGGAAGAGGAGGAUACAACUCCCCAAGGUCCCACAUGGGAAAUCAGAAUAACAAGCAGGAGUAUUACUUCAACAACAACAAUGCUGCCAAUGAGAGACACUACUACUCCAACAACAAUAACAACAAUUAUGCUGCUGUCAAUAACAGGUACAAUAAUGUUGAGAAGCAAGGGAUGAGUGACACAAGGUUUUUGGAGGGUGGAAAAUACUUCUAUGACAUGAACAAUGAGAAAUACAAUCCAACACACUAUGAUGACUCAUACAGAGGAGUGAACACUAAUAACUGGUACAACAACAGAGGCAAUAAUAACUAUGGCAACAACAACAAGAAUGCUUACCAGAACCAGGAGGAGUUUGAAGAUGAACAAAAUGAAUUUGAGCCAUGAGCUUGAAUCAUUAGCAAAGUGAUGUACUAUUGUGCUUUAUAUAUUCAAGAAACACAGAGUUGAAAGUAUAGGUUAAUUAUGAAAUGCUUUUAAUUUCACUUUGUAAUAAUUCUAGUAAGUCUUGGUUCUGGAACUGCAUAAUGUCUCUCUCAUGAUUUGGAAGUACCCCAUAAAGUACAAGAGCGUGUGUAAUUUUUGCUUAUGAGUUAUCAAUGUAUAAGUUGUAUAAAAUGAAGUUGUUUGUUUCUUGCUUA